Tetrapisispora phaffii CBS 4417 is the source of this 4944-nucleotide messenger RNA. RefSeq names its product clathrin heavy chain (gene CHC1). Gene Ontology annotation, cellular component: actin cortical patch; clathrin coat of coated pit; clathrin complex. The record is from RefSeq and is a predicted model, not a curated record. The transcript has a single exon. Gene Ontology annotation, molecular function: structural molecule activity; clathrin light chain binding. Gene Ontology annotation, biological process: intracellular protein transport; Golgi to endosome transport; receptor-mediated endocytosis. Lineage: Eukaryota; Fungi; Ascomycota; Saccharomycetes; Saccharomycetales; Saccharomycetaceae. The coding region runs from base 1 to 4944 and encodes 1647 amino acids.
AUGAGUGAUUUACCUAUCGAAUUCACCGAAUUGGUUGAUUUAACUUCACUAGGGAUCUCUCCUCAAUCCUUAGAAUUUAGAUCAACCACUUUCGAAAGUGAUCACUAUGUUACAGUUAGAGAAUCUCAGGAUGGUAACAAUUCUGUUGCAAUUGUCGAUUUAAGUAAUGGUAACCUAGUUACUAGAAAAAAUAUGGGUGGUGAUUCUGCGAUUAUGCACCCUUCGCAAAUGGUUAUAUCUGUUAGAGCAAAUGGUACAAUUGUUCAAAUCUUUAACUUAAAGACAAAAUCAAAGUUAAAAUCAUUCACUCUAGAUGAACCUGUUUUAUUCUGGAAAUGGUUAAAUGAAGAAACUUUAGGUUUUAUUACAGCAAGAUCCAUUUUAACUUCUAAUGUUUUUGAUGGUAACGUUAAUGCAGCUCCAACUGUAUUGACUCAAAGACAUCAAACUUUAAACAACACUCAAAUCAUUAACAUUGUCUCUAAUAAGAAAAUGGAUUGGUUUGCAGUUGUUGGUAUCUUACAAGAUAAUGGCCACAUUGCCGGUAAGAUUCAAUUAUUUUCUAAACAACGUAAUAUCUCUCAAGCAAUUGAUGGUCAUGUUGCUAUGUUUUCGGAUAUCACUUUAGAAGGUAACAGUACUCCAGUUCAAGUCUUUGUUACUGGUAACAGAAAUGCUUCUAGUGGUACAGGUGAAUUAAGAAUUAUUGAAAUCGAUCAUGAUGCAAACUUACCUGUUCAAUACCAAAAGAAGAAUGUCGAAGUUUUCUUUCCACCAGAUGCAACUAAUGAUUUCCCAAUUUCUGUUCAAGUUUCAGAAAAAUAUGGUAUCAUUUAUCUAUUAACUAAAUAUGGUUUUAUUCAUCUAUAUGAAUUAGAAACUGGUACUAAUUUAUUUGUUAACAGAAUCACUGCUGAAUCAGUUUUUACUGCUACUUCAUAUGAUAAUAAGAAUGGUAUUGCAUGUAUUAACAAAAAGGGUCAAGUUCUAGCCGUCGAAAUUUCCACUUCUCAAAUUGUUCCAUAUGUCAUAAAUAAACUAUCUAAUGUUUCUUUAGCUUUAACUAUGGCUAAGAGAGGUGGAUUACCAGGUGCUGAUGAUUUGAUUCAAAAGCAAUUCGAUACUUUAUUAGCUCAAAGUGAUUACCAAGGCGCUGCUAAAGUAGCUGCCUCCUCUCAACAAUUGAGAAAUUCAAAUACUAUCAACAGAUUAAAGACUGCUCAAGCUGAACCAGGUGCUAUUUCACCACUAUUAUUGUACUUUUCUAUUUUAUUAGACACAAGCAAAUUAAACAAAGAAGAAACUAUUGAAUUAGCAAGACCAGUACUACAACAAGACAGAAAACAAUUAUUCGAAAAAUGGUUGAAAGAAGAUAAAUUAGAAUGUUCAGAAGAAUUAGGUGAUAUUGUUAAGCCUUUUGACACUACUUUAGCUUUAGCUUGUUAUUUAAGAGCUGAAUGUCAUCCAAAGGUUGUUGCUAGUUUAGCUGAAUUACAACAGUUUGAAAAGAUCUUGCCAUAUUGUCAAAAAGUUAACUACCAAGCUAAUUUUUUGGUUUUACUGUCUACCGUAAUGAGAAGUUCUCCAGACAGAGCCUCUGAAUUUGCUACUAGUUUAAUUCAAAACCCAGAAACUGCUGCUCAAUUAGACAUUGAAAAGAUUGCUGAUAUGUUUUUCUCUCAAAAUCACAUUCAACAAGGUACCUCUUUAUUAUUAGAUGCUUUAAAGAGUGACACCCCUGAUCAAGGUCACUUACAGACUCGUGUCUUGGAAGUUAACUUAUUACAUGCACCACAAGUUGCUGACGCCAUUUUAGGUAAUAACAUUUUCUCUCAUUAUGAUAAGCCGGUCAUCGCAUCUUUAGCUGAAAAAGCUGGUUUAUAUCAAAGAGCUCUAGAAAAUUAUGUUGAUAUCAGGGACAUAAAGAGAUGUAUCAUCCAUACAAAUGUUUUACCUGUCGAUUGGUUAGUCUCAUAUUUUGGUAAAUUGAAUGUCGAACAAUCUAUGGCAUGUUUAAAAGCUUUAAUGGAUAAUGACAUCAAGCAAAACAUUCAAAUUGUAGUUCAAGUUGCAACCAAAUAUUCUGAAUUAAUCGGUUCUACAAUUUUAAUCAAAUUAUUUGAAGAAUAUGGUGCCACCGAAGGUUUAUACUAUUACUUGGCCUCUUCAGUAAACUUAACAGAAGACAAAGAUUUGGUUUACAAAUAUAUUGAAGCCGCUGCUAAGACAAAGCAAUAUACCGAGAUUGAAAGAGUCGUUAAGGACAAUAACGUUUAUGACCCAGAAAGAGUUAAGAACUUCUUGAAAGAUAUUAACUUAGAAGAUCAAUUGCCAUUAAUAACUGUCUGUGACCGUUUCAACUUUGUUAACGAGUUAGUUAUAUACCUUUACAAUCAACAAAACACUAAGUUUAUUGAAACUUACGUCCAACAAGUUAACCCAACAAAGACCCCACAAGUUGUUGGUGCAUUAUUGGAUGUUGAUUGUGAUGAAAACUUUAUCAAGUCUUUGUUACAGUCUGUAUUUGGUCAAGUCCCAAUCAAGGAAUUAACUGAAGAAGUUGAGAAGAGAAACAGAUUAAAAUUAUUAUUACCUUAUUUGGAACAAUGUUUAACUCAAGGCAUUCAAGAACAAGUUAUCUACAAUGCUUUAGCCAAGAUUUACAUUGACUCAAACAAUGGUCCUGAGAAAUUUUUAAAGGAAAAUGAUCAGUAUGACACUCUAGAUGUUGGUCGUUAUUGUGAAAAGAGAGAUCCAUUCUUAGCUUACAUUGCUUACGAUAAGGGUAACAAUGAUCAAGAUUUAAUCAGAAUUACUAAUGACAAUAGUAUGUACAAAUAUCAAGCUAGAUAUUUAUUAAAACGUUCUGACUCUGAAUUAUGGAAUUCUGUCUUAUCUUCUGAAAAUGUUCACAGACAACAGUUAAUAGAAGCCGUUAACUCUGUUGGUAUUCCAGAAUUAACUGACCCACAACCAGUUUCUGUCGCUGUCCAAGCCUUCAUGCAAAAUGACUUGAAAUUAGAAUUAAUUGAAUUAUUGGAAAAGAUUGUUUUAGAAGAAUCCGCUUUUAGUGACAAUGUUGCUCUUCAAGGUCUAUUGUUAUUGUCUGCUAUCAAAUACGAACCAAAUAAGGUUAGAAGAUACAUUGAAAAGCUAGAAAAUUAUGAUGCUGAUGAAAUCGCUUCAUUAUGUAUCGAACAUGAUUUGAAAGAAGAAGCUUUCGAAAUUUAUGACAAACAUGAAAUGUAUAGCAAGGCCUUAAAGGUUAUCGUCGAAGAUAUCAUUUCUUUAGACAGGGCCCAGGAAUAUGUUGAAAAAAUUAACAGUAAGGAAUUAUGGUCUCAAUUAGGUGCUUCUCAGUUAGCAGGUUUACGUGUUCCUGAAGCUAUUGAGUCAUACAUCAAAGCUGAAGAUUCAUCUAAUUUUGAAGCAGUUAUCGAUACUGCCGCUGAAGCUGGUAAUUAUGAGCAGUUAAUUCCAUAUUUAAUUAUGGCUAGAAAAACAUUGAAGGAAUCUAAGAUCGACGGUUCAUUAAUUUUAGCCUACGCUGCUUUAGAUAAGAUUAAUGAAGUUGAAAAUAUAGUUUCAAAUUCAAAUGCUGCCAAUCUUGAAUCUGUUGGUGACAAAUUAUUGGCCAGCAAGAGCUACAAGGCUGCUAAAUUAUGUUUCGCUAGUAUUUCUAACUAUUCUAAGUUAGCUUCGACCUUAGUAUUUUUGGGUGAUUAUCAAAAUGCUGUCGACACUGCUAGAAAAGCAUCUAACAUUAAAGUUUGGAAACAAGUAAAUGAUGUCUGUAUUGACAAGAAGGAAUUCAGACUAGCUCAAAUUUGUGGUUUGAAUUUAAUCAUUCAUGCAGAAGAACUAAAUGAAUUAGUACAUAAAUACGAAUCCAAUGGCUACUUUGAAGAAUUAAUUUCAUUAUUCGAAGCAGGUUUAGGUUUAGAAAGCGCACACAUGGGUAUGUUUACCGAGUUAGCAAUCCUAUACAGUAAGUAUGAACCUGCAAAGACUUUUGAAAAUUUGAAGUUGGUCUGGUCUAGAAUUAAUAUUCCAAAAGUUAUCAGAGCUGUCGAAGAAGCUCAUCUAUGGAAUGAAGCCGUUUUCUUAUACGCUCAUUAUGAUGAGUGGGAUAACGCUACUUUAACAAUGAUUGAAAAAUCUACCAAAUCUUUUGACCAUGAUUACUUUAAAGAAAUUGUUGUUAAGGUUUCAAAUUUGGAAAUAUACUACAAGGCUAUCAACUUUUAUGUUAAAGAACAUCCAAUGUUAUUAAUUGAUUUAUUAACUGUCUUAACUCCAAGAUUGGAUAUUCCAAGAACUGUCAAAAUCUUUACCAAGUCUGACAACCUACCAUUAAUUAAACCAUUCUUAAUUAACGUUUUACCAAAGAAUAACUCUGUAGUUAGUGAAGCAUAUCACGAUUUAAUGAUAGAAGAGGAAGACUACAAAGCUUUAACUAUUGCAGUUGAUUCUUAUGAUAAAUUUGAUCAAUUAGGUCUAGCAAGUCGUUUAGAACAACAUGAUUUGAUAUUUUUUAAGAAGAUCGCCGCAUUACUAUAUCGUAGAAAUAAGAAAUGGGCUAAGAGUUUAACUAUUUUCAAGCAAGAAAAAUUAUGGAAGGAUGCUAUCGAGACAGCAGCUAUUUCACAAGAUCAAAAGGUAGUUGAAGAUUUAUUGAACUACUUUGUCGAAAUCGACAACAAAGAAGCAUUGGUUGCAUUAUUAUACACUGCUUACAGCCUAGUUAAAUUUGACUUUGUCUUAGAAUUAGCUUGGAUUAAUUCUCUGGAGAAUUACAUCAAACCAUUCGAAAUUUCAAUUAAAAAGGAACAAGCUACUAUGAUUGAAAAACUGUCAAAGGAAUUGAAAUCUAAGGGCAAUGUUUCUAAUGACGAUAAUAAUAGUGACCAACCAUUAAUGUUAACCAAUGGUAUGGGGUAUUAA